CGUCGGUAGGAGUUAUUCCCCCGAACUUCGUCAACAACUGCUCGUCCGUCGUGUGUGUGUUUUGCUACAAUUAGAAACGGAAUGGAACAUGUUAGUGCCCAAAGUGUGUACGAUGGUGAGCAGAAGCUUUGGUACGGUGAGCGGUUACCGUCGGUGUUAAAUCCUGCGGCCGGCAUUGGCCGUAUCGUGCUCGAUUCGUUGGCCCGCUGCCCUGAUCGUGUGAUACAGAUCAAUGCGGACACCGGUCGGAAGACAACUUGCGGUGAGAUGAGGCUGCGCAUUAUACGCGUGGCGCUGCAUCUUCGCCGCCUCGGUUACAAACGUGGUGACUUUGUGAGUCUUGCCUGUGGAAACGGGGAGAAUGUGGUGCCGGUGUUGAUCGGCUGUUGGGUGCUAGGGUUGGCCGUCAAUCCACUCGCACCCAUCUUCGGCAGGGACGACUUCGAGCACAUGAUGAAGCAAACGCAAUCCGCACUGGUGUUCUGUGAUCCGGCCAACAGGGAGGUGGUCGCAGAAGCCGCCCAGAAUGCAAUCCGUUCGAAGGUUCAACUGUUCGUGACGGGGAAGGCGGACGGGAAGGGUGUCCGAUCGGUCGACGAGCUGUUGGAACCGAUCGAGGGUGAGUUAUGUUUCCGUCCGGAAUAUCUCGGCGAUGCCACCAAACUACUCGCGAUGGUUCUGUGCUCUUCCGGCACAACCGGACUGCCCAAGGGCGUUUGUCUUUCGCAUGCACACUUUGUGGAUGGAAUGGUGUUUUCCACGGACGUUUCCGAUGGACCCAUCUUUAACUUUAGCUCACUGUUCUGGGCCACCGGUAUCUUUGCCGUGAUGACAUCCCUGUUCCACAGUCGUCCGCGUGUCCUCACAAGCAAACCCUGCCAGCCGGAUCUUCUGUUGGAUCUGAUCGAGAAGUAUCGCAUCGAGAAUCUGUUCACACCACCGUCCUACGUGUCCGCCUUGCUCGCACAUCCUCGGCUCCCAACGGCGGACCUUAGCAGCGUACGACAGUGGUCACUCGGAGGCUCCAUGGUUCCGGCGGAAUUAAUUCUACGACUCCAGAAACUGCUUCCCAAUGGACACACCCGUUCCAUCUAUGGCAGUUCGGAGAUCGGGUUUAUCACGCGUAACGACGUCACGGUAAAGCCCGGUUCCGUUGGUCCACUUACAACGAACGUUGAGUGCCGGGUGGUGGAUGAGGAUGGGCGAGUAGUUGGACCGGGCACAUCCGGCGAGCUUCUGUUGCGCCAUCGGUACAUGUUUCUGGGUUACCUUUACAACGAGGAAGCCACGAAGAAUGCCCUUACGGAGGAUGGAUUCUUCCGGAGCGGUGACAUCGGGUACAUGGACGCCGAUGGCAGUCUGCACGUGAUCGAUCGCAUCAAAGACAUCAUCAAGUACAACAACUUCCAGGUGUCACCGUCCGAUCUGGAGGGCAUCAUACAGAAGAUGGACGGUGUGAAGCAGGUGUGUGUAAUCGGCAUUCCAUCGCCGGACGGAUCGACCGAUCUGCCGAUGGCGGUCGUGGAGCGCAAACCUGGCAGUGUGCUGCGGGCAGAAGACAUUGUACGGCACGUGGAUGGGCUGGUGACGGAUUUCAAACGACUGCGCGGUGGCGUACGGUUCGUCGACGGAUUUCCGAUGACACCGUCCGGCAAGAUUGUGCGGCGUGCUGUGAAGAAGAUGAUCGACGAAGCAGUGUAGAGAACAGGGAACCAUUAGUAUUCUUGAUGCGUGCUUGAACAUUUGUUUAGUAAAUCAGUGUUUGGCAAGGGUCUGAUUAUGACUGUCAGCGCGUGAUCAUUUGUAGCUAGUGUUGGGUAUUUCAGAUUGAGAUUCAUGAAUCUGAACGAAUUUUUGCACUGAAUGAAUGAAUCUAAAUCUCUAUUCCGAAGAUUCAUGAAUCCUCAGCAGUGGAGGAUCAAUCCCCUUGGAUGGAGGCCCAGGGCGGAAUUAUAGUUGGGGCCUCUAAUUUUAAAAACGACGAAGAAGGGGGGGGGGGGGGGGCAUUGAGGCCCUUGAAAUGAUCUGCAACCACAUUUGUCCAAUUUUCCUAUGAUAGUCCCGGUGCAAGAGUCGGUUCCUGUCGCGCAAAUGAAACCAACAAAACAAAUAAAACCAAACUGAAAAUACU
Molecule: messenger RNA, 2131 nt
Organism: Anopheles moucheti
Lineage: Eukaryota; Metazoa; Arthropoda; Insecta; Diptera; Culicidae
Product: acyl-CoA synthetase 7-like
Exons: 3
Coding region: 82-1701 (539 amino acids)
Biological process (GO): fatty-acyl-CoA biosynthetic process; long-chain fatty acid metabolic process
Molecular function (GO): long-chain fatty acid-CoA ligase activity
Source: RefSeq, a predicted model, not a curated record